GCAAUAAAUGAAGGACAUAUCAAAAAUGUCCUUAACUAAGAAGUUUUUCUUCUCGUCCUUAGCUGCAACGUGUCACAAUGGGAAUGGACGAUUGAAAGGGCGAUGACCACUAUCCUCCGUUGGGUCUUUUUUCUUCAUCGUGAUACCGAUUAAUCGGAGAUUUCAACUCAAUCAACCAACGACCAUCGCUCGCUUUCCCUUAACCCUAGCACCACUGCCUCUGGCGCUCCGAGAAUCUUCCAAUCUCUCGGAAACCAGGCGACGAAAACGGCUGGGACAUCGCAACGGGAGGAUCGUUCGCAGGAGGAGGAUCCGACGAUCUCGAUUGGGAUCACAAAUCGAUGUGGUCCACUGGUCUAAGCAAAGAGCAUUUCGAUGGCGUCUCUGUUGGCCGUCAGAACAACAACGCUGCCGCGAAUCCUCCUUCUUCUGAUAGUUCUUCGGGUGAUGUGAUGAGCAAGUUGGGACCGAGAGAAGCCGCCAUGGUUAACGAGAUGAACGAGUACGAUGACAUGAUCAAGGAGAUUGAGAAAGAGAACAGGCACAGCAGGGGAUUCGUUGACGGGAUCAAGCAGAAGAUGAUGGAGAUGAGCGUGCUUCUGAAGCAAGUCAAGGAGCCUGGUGCUAGAGGGUCUUAUCUCAAGGACUCUGAGAAGACUGAGAUGUACAGGUUGCAUACGGAGAAUCCCGAGUGGAAAGGAGAAGUGAAGUGCCACAAGUACAGCAGAAGACGUUCAUCAGAUGGUUGGAAAAUCACAGUUGAGAAAUUGGGUCCUCAGGGCAAACAUGGAAAUGGAGGUGGCUGGAAGUUUGUGAGUCUUCCUGAUGGAUCAAGCCGGCCUCUUAACGAAGUGGAGAAGAUGUAUGUUAAGCGUGAAGCCCCACAUCGCCGCCGUAAGAUUCUCUCUUGAAUUUGCUAGAACCAGACUCCAUCAAUGGUAAUGAGAAUUGUUAUCUCCCUUGGAGAGUGUCAAAGUUAAAACUACUUUGUUUUGUUUGAUCUUUUGGUUGAAUAGUAAGAUGUGUAGCUUUAUUUAAUUUACUAAGAUACAUAUUUUUGUCCUACCAAUAAUCUUCAACAAUUAAAAAGUUUUUAAGCA
Molecule: messenger RNA, 1100 nt
Organism: Raphanus sativus (radish)
Lineage: Eukaryota; Viridiplantae; Streptophyta; Magnoliopsida; Brassicales; Brassicaceae
Product: protein GAMETE CELL DEFECTIVE 1, mitochondrial
Exons: 2
Coding region: 342-911 (189 amino acids)
Source: RefSeq, a predicted model, not a curated record